Molecule: messenger RNA, 2833 nt
Organism: Argiope bruennichi
Lineage: Eukaryota; Metazoa; Arthropoda; Arachnida; Araneae; Araneidae
Product: ectonucleoside triphosphate diphosphohydrolase 8-like
Exons: 12
Coding region: 314-2065 (583 amino acids)
Biological process (GO): nucleoside diphosphate catabolic process
Cellular component (GO): plasma membrane
Molecular function (GO): UDP phosphatase activity; GDP phosphatase activity
Source: RefSeq, a predicted model, not a curated record
UUCUGGUUUCUUUGGCUGUAGAACUUUUUUCUUGGAAUACCUGAAGGUGUCUUCAAGGCUGAUUGUCACGAAAAGUAAUGUUCAUACUUACACCUGGAAGGAGAAAAUGGAACUGUUUUGUUUGCCAUUAACAUUCCAUUAUGGAUAAUUCGGGCAUUCCUUUAACUAUUGGAUUGUCUUGGAGAUGAGUGAAUGGAUGAGUUAUAAAGAAAUCCGUAAAAUCAUCCGAUAAUCUUUUAUUGAAUUGAUUUAAAAUUGCUUUCAUGAGAACUUUAGGUUUUUAGACUUUUAACUCGACUGCUAUCUAUAUACAAUGAAGAAGUUUAUUACAGCGAAUCAAAUGCAGGUUAUUCUUCAGCCUGUGUCCUCCCCCGAAGGAAGCUCUGUUAUUGUGGAGACCACUUCUGGAGCAACUGUUGCAUCUCUCAUCUCUUCAUUUUGCACUCAGAGAGGAAUACCGUUCAAUUCUUCAUUGGAAAUAUUUGACGAAAAGAAGAGGCCUCUACCCCAGUUCAGCACCCUUUUAUCUCUAGGAAUCACUAAUGGCCAAAAACUUCUCAUAGGCUAUAGAGAUAAUUCAUUUACAUUGAAACAAUGGCCUCUUCUUGUGGCUCUGGGAGCUUUAAUCAUAGGUGUCGUAGGCAUUCUCACUAUUUCAAUGGUGUAUGGAUUGACUGGUGGGAAAUUUCCUGAUGAUUAUGGUGUUGUAAUGGACGCAGGCUCGUCGAAAACGAAUACUAUUGCUUAUAAAUGGCAAGGUAAUAAACAAAAGGGCACUGGGUGCGUGUCACAGGAUACAACAUGUCUGGCAAAAGGUGGAAUAGCUGAAAUGGACCCUAUGAAGCUAGAUCCCGUAAUCGAUUGUGCCAAAAAUGUAACAAAACACAUCGAUGAAAGAGCUCGUCCCAAAACCCCAUUAUACUUCGCUGCUACAGCUGGGAUGAGAUUACUUAAAUUAGCCAAUGAGACUCGAGCUAACGAAAUUUUAGAUCAUUUGAGGAAUGAACUGAAUGAAACAGGAUUGUCAGUGAAAGCUAUACAAAUCAUUACAGGUGAAGAUGAAGGAGUGUACGGAUGGAUAACUGCUAAUUUUCUUGAACAAACUUUAGAGAUACCUCAGAAAACCGAUCCUUGGGAUCCUACAACAUUGGGAGCUUUGGAUAUGGGAGGAGCUUCAAUGCAAAUUGCCUACGCUUUGCCUGAGUAUAUUAGCGGAACAAAAAAUAUUAAACAAAUGAAAUUGUACGGCCAAACCCACAAUGUAUUUUCUCAUAGCAACUUAUGUUUUGGGAGAGAUGAAGCUCAGAGAAGACUUAGAUAUCUUUUAGUAAAGGACAUAACCCAGACCGAGAUUGAAGAUCCGUGUUUUCCUCGGGGAGCAACGUAUGAGAUAAAAGGAUCCGAUUUAUUUAGACGACCUUGUACCAACAGUACAAGAUUUCCUAAAAUACCUGAUGAUCUCCUGAAAACGAAUUAUACCUUCAAAGGAACAAGUUCUCCCAAUGAAUGCAAGACCGCCGUUGCCAACUUAGUAAACACCGAUUUAUGCAAUAAGACUGGAUUCAAGGAAUGCUUUAAAAAACUUGAUAAUAUUCCUGAUAAUCAAAAAUACUUGGCUUUUGCGACAUACUACUUUUUGACUGAUUUCUUGAAUGUAACGAAAGCUCCCCUAUCAGAAUAUGAGAAAGCUAUGCAAGAAUUUUGCCUUAAAGACGUAGAUGAGGUGACAAAUAUAUCAACGAGUGAAUUUGCAUUAGAUCAUUGUUUCAAUGCCAAAUAUAUACAUGAAGUUUUAAUUAAUGGAUUUGGUUUUAAAAACACUACGUGGGGAAAUCUCCAGUUUGUUAAAAAUCUUCAAGGCAAAGACGUUGGAUGGACGUUAGGUUACAUGAUCUAUGCUACAAAUUUCAUUCCAGAAAAAGCAAAGACACCAAGAGCAAUAUCUGCAACUGGUUUAGCAGUAUCUUUAGUUUUGUUUAUAUUUGUCAUAAUCGGAACAUUAUUGUUUAUUCUUCAUUCUCAUCGAAAAGGAAAUAGCAAUAAAUCUCUGUAUGGUCAGGCUUAAGGAAGUAAACUGUUAUCUUCGAAUUUAAAAACUGUGCAACUAAAUUUAGAGAUAUAUUUUAUGAUCAAAUAAUGAAGAAUUUUAAACAUUUAUCUUUCAAUAAAACAUGUAAAGCCAUCUAUAAAAAAAUAGUAGUUAAAAAAGCAAGCACUUUCCAAAAGGCAAUGUUUUUGCAUACAUUUGUUCCCAAUUUCAAUAUAUAUUUAUACAUUUCUUGAGCUGGUAAACUUGUACAUGUUCAAUGGUACACAACUUUUGGAAGCUUGUACAUGUUCAAUGAGUUUGUAAGCAUUACAAAAUUGUGAGAACCAUGUUUUUUAUUUUCGAGUUUAUAUUUUAGCGAUAAAUUAAUUUUAAAAAAAAUUGGACCAUCAGCAUUUGAAAGCAGCAUGUAUUAAAAUUAUUAUUUUUACAAAUAUAAAGACAUUUAAACAUGUAAACUGCAUAUAUAUCUUUACAUUCGUGAAAACCACUUGCUAUUUAACUUACAUUAUUUAUCGCGCUAAAGCGAAAUUUAUAAUCAUGAAGAUUAAAAGCAGUCAAAAGUACAUGUUUUCAGAAGAUUUAUAAAUAAAAUUGUCAUUUCUUUUUCCCGAUGAAGUGAAUAUAAAAUAUACAUCACUAGUAGCAGAAGUAUGCAGAGAAUGUGUUUAAACGAAGCACGACUUGAUCUCUUCACUGUAAAUAUAGACCUUUUCAAUGUAAAAUAUUAUAGAAGCAUCUGUACCAUUUGUAAUUAAAUGCAUAUUAAAGUUUCUUUGAAAAUAA